This is a messenger RNA of Bradysia coprophila, 1913 nucleotides long. Its product is annotated as beta-1,3-galactosyltransferase 5-like. Gene Ontology annotation, molecular function: hexosyltransferase activity. The record is from RefSeq and is a predicted model, not a curated record. Gene Ontology annotation, cellular component: Golgi membrane. NCBI's taxonomy places the organism in Eukaryota, Metazoa, Arthropoda, Insecta, Diptera, Sciaridae. Gene Ontology annotation, biological process: protein O-linked glycosylation.
UCCAUUCCAUCCAUGUGUUCCGUACGGAAACUACCAACAAUUAUGCGUGUCAAUUUGUCGGCCAUUUCACACUUGCUGCCCGUACAUCUUGGGUAAUAACGAAUUUCAUUCGUUUACUGUAGUUGUUACGGAAGGUGCAAAUUCGUUUUUAAUAGACAGAACACCCAGUUGGAAAAUGCGACCAAAUCGUACGCGCCUUGUGUUGAAAUUAACGACUAAAUGGAAACUGCUUUUGAUCGCUUCAACAACCGCAGCAAUUACUUUCACCACAAUUUUCAUUUACUGUUCCCCAUCAACGAGCUCUCACAUCGCCCUCAGACCCAAAACAUUACUAAUUUACAACAACGAGCAGUUGUGCUCUUCCAAUGCGACCGCAACUGCUAAUAGUAACAUUGGUCACCGGUUGAUCACGUCUUCCUCAAGUGAAACAUCGUCCACAACAACUAUUGUGAUCGUCGUUCCAUCGCGCCGCAAGAACCUCAUGCAACGAAACUUGAUUCGUCAAACAUAUGGAUCGAUUCGCACUGUUAACAACGUGCACAUUUUAUCCGUAGUAUUCAUGUUGGGUAGUGCCGAUGAUCCGAAGGAUUCUAAAACCGACCCGGAUGAAUUGGAUGCUGAAAGCCGUCGAUUUGCGGAUAUUAUUGUGGGAGAUUUCGUUGACACCUACCGGAAUCUGAGUCGAAAAUCCGUUAUGGCUUACGACUGGCUGACGUCAUACUGUAGUGAAGCGGAUCUGGUGGUGAAAACGGAUGACGAUGUCUUCGUGGACAUCUUUAAACUCACGGCUGAAUUGAGCACACUACCACGAACUUCGUUCGAAUCAUUCAACUUUUGGUGUGCCGUUCACAGCCCCGAAACCAUCGAUCGAAAUCCGAAGAGUAUCUACUACGUAUCACGAGCGGAAUAUGCGCGCAAAAAAUUCCCAAAGCAUUGCGCAGGAGUUGGCUACGUUACUUCGAUGAGUUUAGUUCGUCGGAUUGCGGAGGAAAUUUCAAAAUCUUUUCGUGGUCCAAUUUGCAGUCACGAGGACGUGUUCAUGACGGGGAUUGUGCCGGAAAAAAUAAAUUCGAAUAAAAGUGAGCCACCCAUCCGGUUUGCGAAUAAAAUGUCCGAGUGGAUAUUCUACAUCGACAAGGAUAAUCCGAACCAAGAUGGCAAAUAUAUUUGGGAAGUAAUUGAUCGACCAGUCAAUAAAACUCUUGAUUUGAGCGAAUUUCGGAAGCGAUCGGGAACGCGGGUCUUCUAUCUACUUCAACACGGUCCCGACUUUAAAAGGAAGUUUUUGAGGCUGUGGUAUUAUGUGGAAAAAUCGUUUCGAUAGUAAAAAGAAUGAUUGGCAUUAAGUGGGAGGGUAACAGGAACAGGAACGGGAAGCUGAGACUAAGAAAGGCGAAAAAUCAAUAAAUUUAUUCAGACAAGAAGUAUCGACACUCAGUGAACAUAUAUUUGGAAGGUGUAUGGAAAAUUGGAAAAUUGAACGGUGGCUCCACAAUUUCUGAUAAAAAACAGAAUUAUCGACACUCACAAAAAAGACUUGAAAAUCUAACAUGGAGCGGGUAACUUUGUCUCCACCUACAUCAUCUGCAACAGAUGUAUAUUUUGUAAGAGAAGCUACAGCUGUGGCAGCUAUUGCAGAUUACUUGUUGACAAAGUUAUCCCUUUCAUGUCAGAUUUUCAACUCUUUUUUUGUUAGAGAAGUAGGUUUUCAAUGAUCACGUUAUUGUGCUCUUAGGGUAUACAUAGUAUACCAUCCAAAUAUAAGUUUACUGUCAACACUGUCCUUUCGUUGAUUUAUUGCAAGCGGAAAAAAACUACGCGAACAGAUCUUGCUCCACCUAAUUCCAUUGGUGCAUCUAUUGGCGUACUAUUGCCUUCUGUUAGUCACCAAUAGCAAAUAUUUUGACAAGUAC